AGUCCCCACAACUGUCAUUUCUGUCAUUUUCUACGUUAGCGAAGUCUCUUGUUGCAAAAGCGAUUACGAAGUUAUUUCGAGUUAUUUACCAAAAAUGAGCAGCGAUUUCGUGUGGGCUAUUAAGAACGGCGAUCUGGAGCAAGUAAAAGAUAUCAUAGAAAAAAAGGCUGUAAAUGUUAACGAAGAAGUUCAGGGGCGUCCUCUUAUUCUAUAUGCCGCAGAUUACGGCCAGGCAGACGUUAUAAGGUACCUUAUAUCAGCCGGAGCCGAUGUGAAUACGAAGGACAAGUUUGGAAUAACCGCUAUCUUAGCUGCGAUAUGGGAGGGUCACAAGGACUGCGUGAAGUUGUUGUUAGAAAAGGGGGCGAAAAAAGACGGAGUGGCCCCUGACGGUAAAACCUACUUGGAAUCGACUGAAAACACUGAAAUCCGGCAAUUAUUAAUGGCUUAAAACGACGACUAUAUUUUAGUUAUUUCAAUGUUAAUUUUCUCUAAUUUAUUUGUUCAGCGACUGAGUUAAGUUAAGAAUUUAUUUUCGGUUCUUAAAAUUUCCAAUUUGUGAUUGAGCAAAGUGUUUGAGAUUAGCAUUCUUUUAUUAUCGGAAUCGGUCAGAAAGGAAUGUUGUUUUUAUGAUAAAUCAAAUUAUAAAGCUGCCACACAUACUUGCAUACUUUGUAUAUUCAUGGUUUAUAAAUCUCAAGUUAAAACAAAAUGUUGGAAUUCUGCUUAUAUUUCUUUGAAGGUGCUACUUUUAAAAUUGAAUUCUCUUAUUUUUGAAAAAUGCGAGAUUAUCUUUUAGUAUUAAGAAUACUUUUAUUUACUCUAUUUAACUAUGUAUGUUGAUUUUGAACUCUAAUGAAAUCGGUUGUAAUUAUUUGAUAUAUUAGAGGUUUUACUGAACAAAAUUUUUACACACUCACACACCAAUGGGAAUCUAUUUUUUUAUAUUUGCAAUCUCUUGUUCAUUAUUAUCCUCGAAUAGUCGGGAUGAUGACUAUAAAGAAAAAUUACUGAGUUAAUUAGCAUUAACUAAAUUGUUUUGACUUUAGAUUUUUUCUGUAUCGAUAUAUAUUUUUAGAUUUUACUGUCUUCAUGUACUUAACUGCACGAAAAAUGAAUUUACUUUUGAUUUCUACAGAAUGUUCAAUUCUUUAAGUUUUCUCUCGUCUUUAAAAGGUUAAGAAAAUUCAUUUUUUUAAUUGUAUUUUAUAGAUGUAAUUUGUCCGUAAUCUCCAUCGAACGCACAGUGAAUAAUAUUUAAUUGUGCCAAUCUGGUAAAUCAAAACUUUUAAAGAGGCUUGGACACAUAUCCAAUAAUUUUUGAUAUAUUUUUUACCUGUAUUGUAAAAUUAGAUUGUGCAUUUUGUGUUUCGGAUAAUUUGAAUUCUGUCCAGUUUUAAAAUUAUGUGGAAAUGCUGGAAGAGGCUCUUACGGGAAUUUUUAAAUUUAUAGAUCGCUUAUCGAGUACUUGUGCUGUCCGUAGAUGAUGAACUAUUUUAUUGAAAUCAAUAUAUAGAAUGCUUUUUUUUGUUUUAGUAGGUCCAAAGGUGUAAUAUUAUUUUUAUUAAAAAUUUUUUGUAUAA
This is a messenger RNA of Phyllotreta striolata, 1583 nucleotides long. The record is from the annotation of a GenBank genome assembly. Lineage: Eukaryota; Metazoa; Arthropoda; Insecta; Coleoptera; Chrysomelidae.